Messenger RNA from Aspergillus glaucus CBS 516.65, 1947 nucleotides. It is a transcript of the gene bgt3, whose product is annotated as putative cell wall glucanase. Gene Ontology annotation, molecular function: glucan endo-1,3-beta-D-glucosidase activity; 1,3-beta-glucanosyltransferase activity. Gene Ontology annotation, cellular component: fungal-type cell wall; extracellular region; cell surface. The transcript has 2 exons. Gene Ontology annotation, biological process: cell wall organization; carbohydrate metabolic process. NCBI's taxonomy places the organism in Eukaryota, Fungi, Ascomycota, Eurotiomycetes, Eurotiales, Aspergillaceae. The record is from RefSeq and is a predicted model, not a curated record. The coding region runs from base 1 to 1947 and encodes 648 amino acids.
AUGCCCCGAACAUUCAGCUUCAACAACGGCGACGACCGCGAAGGCCCCGGCUCCCCCAUCUCCCCAGUCGGAACACCACCACCAAGCUACCAAGAAGACCCGCGAACACAAAACACAGCCGCAACGCCCGGAAUGGAUAACAUGGGCCCAUCAUCUAUAGGUGGCGGGAUAGGCGGGAUUGCGAUUGGCGUUGCCAACGGCCAUGGUCACACCAACGACCUCGACGACGGCUACGUCGGCCCCCCGGAACGAGGAUACAACACGCCCGGCGCUGAUAAUCCGUACAUCCCUUCGCCGCCGUUCGUACCCUUGCCGGAAGCUGGGAUGAGUUCGGAUUCGCUUCGACCUAGGGACUCGUAUGGCCAGACGGGGCAGGCGACGCCGGGGCAAUCAUCGUCGCAGAAUUUAUUAUCUGCGCAGUCGACGCAGCCACAACAGGCGGCGCGGCAGCCGCGGCCGCUUUGGGGCGGGACUGCUGCUGGGGGGAUUAUGAGUGAUGGGCCGUAUCAGAGGAAUUCGGCGUAUAGUGGGGGUGAUUAUCCGUUUGUGAAUCCGGAUGAGAUCAUCGAUGAUGGGGAUGAUGGGAUUGUGCCGCCGCGGGGGAAUCGGGGGAUGGGCGGGGGUGCUGCGGCUGGUGCGGCUGGGGGUGCGGCCGCGGGCGGUUUGUUUGGGGGGUUGUUUAAGAGUAAGAAGGCUGCUGCCGAGACUACGCAGUAUGGGCCUGUUCCUGGUGCUGCGGGUGGUGCGGGUGCUGGUGCUGGAGCAGCAGCGCUGGAAGCAGGGGAGCAAAAACAUUGGUCGGCGGGGAGUAAGAGGAGAGGCUGGCUUGUUGGGCUGUUGCUGGGGUUCAUCGUGGUCGGUGCGAUUGUGGGUGGUGCUGUGGGAGGAAUCCUGGGGCAUCGGGGGAACACAACGCGAGAGAAAGGCUCGGCUCAUUCGGCGCAGGACGAUUCAAAACAGAACGGUGACCUUGACAAGGAUUCUUCCGAGAUCAAGAAGCUCAUGAACAACAAAGACCUGCAUAAGGUCUUCCCGGGCGUGGACUAUACACCCUGGGGAGUGCAGUAUCCGUUGUGCUUGAAGUACCCGCCAUCGCAGAACAACGUCACCCGCGACAUGGCCGUGCUGUCACAGCUCACCAACACUGUUCGUUUAUAUGGUACCGACUGCAACCAGACCGAAAUGGUCCUGCACGCCAUCGACCGCUUGGAGCUCAAAGACAUGCGCCUCUGGUUAGGCGUUUGGAUCGAAUCCAACCAAACCACCACAGACCGCCAAAUAAAACAACUCUAUAAGAUCCUCGAUGACACCAAAGAUGCCUCCAUCUUCAAAGGCGCCAUCGUCGGGAACGAAGCCCUCUUCCGCGCGGGUUCCACGAAAUCCAAAGCCCAGAAGAACCUAAUCGGCUACAUGAACGACGUCCGCGACGAGAUCAAGAAACGCGACCUUGACCUCCCCGUCGCAACCUCCGACUUGGGAGAUAACUGGAACGAGGACCUCGCCAAGGAAGCAGAUUUGGUCAUGUCGAACGUGCAUCCGUUUUUCGCGGGUGUUACUGUCGAGGAAGCUGCAAGCUGGACAUACACGUUCUGGACGGGACAUGAUGCGUCCUUGACCAAGGGGACGGAUAAGAAGCAGGUUAUCUCAGAAGUUGGAUGGCCUAGUGGUGGAGGAAAUGAUUGUGGGGAUGGGAAUAAGUGUAAGAGUGACAGUGAUGGAUCGGUUGCGACUGUCGACAACAUGAACAAGUUCAUGGAGGACUGGGUUUGUCAAGCGUUGGAGAAUGGAACGGAUUAUUUCUGGUUCGAGGCAUUCGACGAACCAUGGAAAGUCCAAUUCAACACCAAAGACGAAAAUUGGGAGGAUAAAUGGGGGCUAAUGGAUUCAGAUCGCAAGCUGAAACCCGGGCUCAAGAUUCCGGAUUGUGGAGGGAAGACGCCCUCAUAA